Mandrillus leucophaeus (drill) is the source of this 606-nucleotide messenger RNA. Its product is annotated as Golgi membrane protein 1-like. The record is from RefSeq and is a predicted model, not a curated record. Gene Ontology annotation, cellular component: Golgi apparatus. The coding region runs from base 199 to 606 and encodes 135 amino acids. NCBI's taxonomy places the organism in Eukaryota, Metazoa, Chordata, Mammalia, Primates, Cercopithecidae. The transcript has 3 exons.
GUUUUAAAUGCAGCUGCCCAGGCUAGAAGAUCACACCCGAAGGCGUCCGGGAAUCUUCACUUUUUCGGUUGCUAGUAGUGGAAGGGUCACAGACCAAACACUAAGGCCUGAGCGGUGACAACCGAAGCGAGAUGAUGGUCAACAGGGAAUACCUAGUGGGAGAAAAAAGACAAUUUUAUUCUCAGUGCUGAUUUUGAGAUGAUGGGCUUGGGAAACGGGCGUCGCAGCAUGAAGUCGCCGCCGCUCGUGCUGGCCGCCCUGGUGGCCUGCAUCAUCGUCUUGGGCUUCAAUUACUGGAUUGCGAGCUCCCGGAGCGUGGAUCUCCAGACACGGAUCAUGGAGCUGGAAGGCAGGGUCCGCAGGGCGGCCGCGGAGAGAGGCGCCGUGGAGCUGAAGAAGAAUGAGUUCCAGGGAGAGCUGGAGAAGCAGCGGGAGCAGCUCGACAAAAUCCAGUCCAGCCACAACUUCCAGCUGGAGAGUGUCAACAAGCUGUACCAGGACGAAAAGGCAAGGCCUGCUUUGUUUCCUCUCAGUUCUCUUCUAAGGGAUGGUGUCGACAUUGUCUGUUUCUUCUUGGCAGGAGGAUGGGCCAGCGGCUGGGUUUAG